AUUAAUCCAAGUCCAGGACAAAUGAUACGUGGCCCUUGUAGAAGGACCUAUAAAAACCCAUGAUUCUCGUAUUGGUUAGUUUACUGUCAGUAAAAUUGUUAAAAUGGAAAAGUCUUGCUACUCCUUGGCUCCCAUGGCUCCCAUGGGUACUCCAACGGCUCAACCGCCUGUUGUGGUUAUUAACUCUAAUGGUAAGUGGAGUGCUCAGCCAUUUUCAGUCAAGUUCAUCACUCUCCUGUCUCUCAGAUACUCUGCUGGGUCCUGUGCCCCAGCGUAUGCAGUGCAAGUAUUGCCAAAUGAUCAUGGAGACGUCUAUUAAGAAACGUGUCACUCGAUACACUCAUUUCUUUGCUUUGGCAUUUUGUCUAACCGGGUUACUUUGCCUAGUUCCAUUGCCCUACUGCCUGAAGAGUUGUCAAAGUUUGGAUCAUUAUUGCACUAGCUGCAAUCAAUUUCUUGGAAAGGCGGCCAACUAAAUAAAUAGCCAUAAAGCUCUCAAAGAUUAAAUAAGAAAAUAAAAAAAAAAAGUACCUUAUUUAAUG
Drosophila willistoni is the source of this 542-nucleotide messenger RNA. Its product is annotated as lipopolysaccharide-induced tumor necrosis factor-alpha factor homolog. The transcript is spliced from 2 exons. Bases 60 to 476 code for a protein of 138 amino acids. Gene Ontology annotation, molecular function: zinc ion binding. The record is from RefSeq and is a predicted model, not a curated record. NCBI's taxonomy places the organism in Eukaryota, Metazoa, Arthropoda, Insecta, Diptera, Drosophilidae.